CACGUUCCCUCUCACAGCACAUACACACGUCUGUGUCGCUAGGGCUGGACAGAAGGAUGUCGACGACACCUGCUACCGAUCGCAAGCCGGGGGGCGGUUUUGGUAAAGACUUGGCCAACGUUCUCUUCUGCGGGCUCCUGGCGCAGGGCGUGGCGUACCCGCUCGGACUGGACGCUGCCGCCGCUCUCGCCAUGGGAAUACAGAUCCUCGCGUGGGUACCGUCGGCGUUGGCGCAAAACGAGACCUUUUACGACUUCACAGGCAUGCUGACCUUCAUGGCAGUGACAACUUUCAGCACGUUGGGCUUCCUGCUGCGUUUUUUCGAUGGGGAGAUGGCCGCAAUGUUCGGGGAAGGAUCCUCGCCGGCGAUGGAGCACCCGCUCUCGAUCGCCACUGCAGCCCCCAGGCAUCUCGUCGCCACGGCUCUGGUCUUGACCUGGACCACAAGGCUCGGAACCUUUCUGUUCGCGAGGAUACGGCGGGACGGACACGACUCCAGGUUCAACGGGGUGCGGGACAGGCCUCUGAAGUUUCUCGUCUUCUGGUUUGUGCAGGGGAUAUGGGUAUUUUUCACCUCUUUGCCGAUGCUCGUGCUACACAAGGUCGACCCUAGAGGUACAUAG
This is a messenger RNA of Ectocarpus siliculosus, 623 nucleotides long. The record is from the annotation of a GenBank genome assembly. Lineage: Eukaryota; Phaeophyceae; Ectocarpales; Ectocarpaceae.